Molecule: messenger RNA, 489 nt
Organism: Ilyonectria robusta
Lineage: Eukaryota; Fungi; Ascomycota; Sordariomycetes; Hypocreales; Nectriaceae
Product: glycosyl hydrolase family 71-domain-containing protein
Exons: 1
Coding region: 1-489 (162 amino acids)
Molecular function (GO): glucan endo-1,3-alpha-glucosidase activity
Source: RefSeq, a predicted model, not a curated record
AUGGAGGAGGUACCUCACAGGCGCAGAGGAGGAAUCGGUGAUGGCAGCCCCGAUCCCGCUCAGGUAUGGGAAAGAGACGACUGUUUCAAUAUCAUGGUUGAGUGCCCCAGGCUUCUAGCAAAGAAGCAGAAUGGAUUUCGGCGUUUCGUGGGUCCGUCGCCCACUGGUGAUGACAAAACAUUCCAAUCAGCUGCUCAGAGCUCCGGCAAGCUGUUCAUGGUGGGUGUCUCGCCACUACAGUUCAAGCACAUGGAUGUCACGCACAACUGGUACCGCAGAGGAGAGGAUAAUCUCCAGUUCCGUCUUGGACAGGUGUUGGAACUUCAACCAGACAUGAUCGAACUACAGACCUGGAACGACGCUGGAGAGAGUCACUACAUGGGGAACAUUUGGUCUGAGGCAACUGGUGGAGAUGCGAUCCCGGCAUAUACCGACGGAUACAACCACACGGGCUAUUGGGAGAUUCUUCCAUCGUUUAUUCAGGCGUAG